Molecule: messenger RNA, 1249 nt
Organism: Drosophila subobscura
Lineage: Eukaryota; Metazoa; Arthropoda; Insecta; Diptera; Drosophilidae
Gene: eIF3i
Product: eukaryotic translation initiation factor 3 subunit I
Exons: 3
Coding region: 133-1113 (326 amino acids)
Biological process (GO): cytoplasmic translational initiation
Cellular component (GO): cytoplasm; eukaryotic translation initiation factor 3 complex, eIF3m
Molecular function (GO): RNA binding; translation initiation factor activity; protein binding
Source: RefSeq, a predicted model, not a curated record
UAGAGCAAGUUGGCAGCUUAGCUCCAUGGUGUUUUCAUUUACGCCAGGUUGGCAGCUCUUUUUGAUUCGUAGUGCUGCGUGGAUGUUGCAGAGAUUAUUGUUUUCUCGCAAUAAAUUAAUAAUAAAUACAAAAUGCGUCCGUUGAUGCUGCAAGGCCACGAGCGUUCCAUAACGCAGAUCAAAUACAAUCGGGAGGGAGAUUUGCUCUUCUCCUGCUCGAAGGAUCAGAAGCCCAAUGUAUGGUACUCGCUGAACGGCGAACGCCUGGGCACAUACGAUGGGCAUCAGGGCGCCGUCUGGUGCCUGGAUGUGGACUGGGAAAGCAGGAAGCUGAUCACCGGUGCGGGUGACAUGACAACCAAACUCUGGGACGUGGAAUAUGGCACCAUCAUUGCCUCCAUCCCCACCAAGUCGUCGGUGCGUACCAGCAAUUUCAGUUUCUCUGGAAACCAGGCUGCCUACUCCACGGACAAGGCCAUGGGACAGAACUGUGAGCUGUUCAUCAUUGAUGUGCGCAAUGCCGACUCAUCUUUGGCGGAACAGACGCCCACUCUGCGUAUACCCAUGACCGAAUCGAAGAUCACUUCCAUGCAGUGGGGUCCCUUGGAUGAGACCAUCAUUACAGGUCACGACAAUGGCAACAUUGCCAUCUGGGACGUUCGGAAGGGCCAGAAGGUUGUAGACUCUGGCAGCGAUCACGCUGCUGGAAUCAACGACAUGCAGCUGAGCAAGGAUGGCACCAUGUUCGUGACCGCCUCCAGGGAUACCACGGCCAAACUGUUCGACUCCGAGUCCCUGAUGUGCCUGAAAACCUACAAGACGGAACGACCCGUCAAUUCAGCAGCCAUAAGCCCAAUUCUGGAUCACGUUGUGCUGGGUGGAGGACAGGAUGCCAUGGAGGUGACCACAACAUCCACAAAGGCUGGCAAAUUCGAUUCGCGUUUCUUCCAUCUGAUCUAUGAGGAGGAGUUCGCCCGUCUCAAGGGACAUUUCGGUCCCAUCAACAGUUUGGCCUUCCAUCCGGACGGCAAGAGUUACGCCUCGGGCGGUGAAGACGGUUUCGUGCGUGUCCAAACAUUCGAUAGUACAUACUUUGAGAACAUUUUCGAGUAAUCCACCCAAUAGUCUGUAGUAUUUAUGUGGAGGGAAGGCGCUGCCAGUGAAGACGGGACCUAAUCCACACCUCAUUCACUGGUGCCAUGUUCAUGUGCAUAGAGAAUUGUCAAAUAUACGCGAGAACGAAAAGAAA